AUGUCAGGGCCCGCCAAACCCCAACCCCCCGGCUCAUUCCACCAUGUCAGGGCCCGCCAAACCCCCAACCCCCGGCUCAUUCCACCAUGUCAGGGCCCGCCAAACCCCCAACCCCCGGCUCAUUCCACCAUGUCAGGGCCCGCCAAACCCCAACCCCCGGCUCAUUCCACCAUGUCAGGGCCCGCCAAACCCCCAACCCCCGGCUCAUUCCACCAUGUCAAGGCCCACCAAACCCCCAACCCCCCCGGCUCAUUCCACCAUGUCAGGGCCCGCCAAACCCCCAACCCCCGGCUCAUUCCACCAUGUCAGGGCCCGCCAAACCCCCAACCCCCCGGCUCAUUCCACCAUGUCAGGGCCCGCCAAACCCCCAACCCCCCGGCUCAUUCCACCAUGUCAGGGCCCGCCAAACCCCCAAACCCCCGGCUCAUUCCACCAUGUCAGGGCCCGCCAUACCCCCAACCCCCGGCUCAUUCCACCAUGUCAGGGCCCGCCAAAACCCCAACCCCCGGCUCAUUCCACCAUGUCAGGGCCCGCCAAACCCCCAACCCCGGCUCAUUCCACCAUGUCAGGGCCCGCCAAACCCCCCGGCUCAUUCCACCAUGUCAGGGCCCGCCAAUCACCACCCAAAAAACACCCUCUCCCCCUCCCUCCCUGUGUCCUUAG
Molecule: messenger RNA, 663 nt
Organism: Oncorhynchus tshawytscha (Chinook salmon)
Lineage: Eukaryota; Metazoa; Chordata; Actinopteri; Salmoniformes; Salmonidae
Product: proline-rich protein 2-like
Exons: 1
Coding region: 1-663 (220 amino acids)
Source: RefSeq, a predicted model, not a curated record